Rhopalosiphum maidis (corn leaf aphid) is the source of this 609-nucleotide messenger RNA. It is a transcript of the gene baf, whose product is annotated as barrier-to-autointegration factor. The transcript is spliced from 3 exons. The record is from RefSeq and is a predicted model, not a curated record. Gene Ontology annotation, molecular function: DNA binding. Bases 214 to 498 code for a protein of 94 amino acids. NCBI's taxonomy places the organism in Eukaryota, Metazoa, Arthropoda, Insecta, Hemiptera, Aphididae.
AAAUAUCUGAUCUACAGUACUCAAAUCAAUGAUUUGAAAUUAUUAAAUUAUAAAUUGUUUUAUAAUAAUCAUUAUACAGUAUUUAAUUACAUUACACAUAUUACAUACGUUACACACUUACACAUUAUACAAUACAAUUAAAAGUUUAAGUUAACUUUGUCAGAUGUCCCUGUUUUCAACGAUUAUAUAAAAAUUGCAAAAUAAAUCGUAAUUAUGACUACUCCAUCAUCUACAACCAGUCAAAAACACAAAGCAUUCUCUGGGGAGCCUAUGCGAGACAAACCAGUUGAAGAUCUUGCUGGUAUUGGACCUGUAUUAGCAAACAGAUUAAAAGAACAAGGAUUUAACAAAGCUUACAACGUAUUGGGUCAAUUUCUUCUUUUAGAAAUGGAUCAAGAAUUAUUCUGUGACUGGUUAAAAGAUACAGUGAAAGCUAACUCAAAACAAUCAAAAGAUUGCCAUGCAUGCUUAAAAGCAUGGUGUGAUGAAUUUUUGUAGAUAGUUUUUGUGUUUUGUGAUAAUAAUUCUUAAUUCUAAUGUUAUGUUUUAUUUCAUUAAAAUUUUGUGUACUCAUUAUUUAAUAUAAGUAAAUAUUCAAUUUAAAAUAUA